Messenger RNA from Chondrus crispus (carragheen), 564 nucleotides. RefSeq lists its product as hypothetical. NCBI's taxonomy places the organism in Eukaryota, Rhodophyta, Florideophyceae, Gigartinales, Gigartinaceae. Bases 1 to 564 code for a protein of 187 amino acids. The transcript has a single exon. The record is from RefSeq and is a predicted model, not a curated record.
AUGUACGAGAAGCUCGUGAUCCCAAACUGCCGCAUCCGCAUGCCAUCCCCGAUCAGGAACAAAGGGCCCCCGCUAUCCCCGUCUGUCGUGCGAGAGAGAGUACGCAGGAACGAAGAAGAGAGUCAGUCACUGCCGUCGUAUCAUUCACGCACGCUCGCCUCGCUUGCACUACUUACAGCAAGUAUCCGUCACGCCUUCAUGUGGGAAGCCCAACGACGUCGCGCACGUCUGAAACUUUUCGCGCAGGAACUCGCGCACACCGGCCCUCUCCCUCGUCGCGCACUUCGAAAAGCUCUGCGACACCAGCUUCGCCUGCUUCGCCGUCGCCGCGUUUGGACCCCGUUCGGAAGUCGUCCCAUACCCCGCGGCGACCACGUGCGCCCCCGCCUUGGGCACGUCACCCAGCAAGACAGGAUGGAACUUGUUGUCCGCCAAUGGCUUCCUCAGCUCCAACAACGCCACGUCGUGCCGCAAGUCGCGACCAGAUCCGCGCCAUCCGUGAUGCACCAUAACCCGCGAAAGCUGCAGCGGCGUUUCCGUCAUCAUCGGGUAGCCCGAGCGUGA